AUGCAACUAAAUCAUUUUGAUUCAUCUGAAGAAGAAAGAGAAGUAGACGAUUAUUUGGAUUAUUCUAAUGAUGAAAUGAAUGAUUCAGAUGGUUAUAACGAUGAAAUGAUAGAUAAUUCGGAUGAUAUUGAAGUUGAUUUAGUUGACUCUGAAGACUUUCGUGAAGCUAGGUUUGAAGAUGCAGUAAAUUAA
This is a messenger RNA of Funneliformis geosporum, 192 nucleotides long. The record is from the annotation of a GenBank genome assembly. NCBI's taxonomy places the organism in Eukaryota, Fungi, Glomeromycota, Glomeromycetes, Glomerales, Glomeraceae.